AAUUCAUUGUAAAAACUAGGAGGGACGGUGUGAUGAAUAUUAAGCAGGCCCCAAACACUCUAAGAAUCAGAACCCUGUGCAGUGCUUAUAGCCCGCAGUGUUUCAGGUGGUGUUCAUGAGGACAUGGUAUCUCGUUGGCUCGAUGUUUAAAGAAGCUGUUGAACAGCAACAUAAGCCCUGAAAUGUGUUAGACUACAUAAUGCAUCUACAGCCUAUGAUACAAACCUCAUCAUAUGCAGAGGUGUUUGAAAGCAUUGUGAAACACAUCGACUAUAAAUGGAUUCACUGAUUAGUAUUCUGCGCUGCAUUGCUGCGCUGUAGCUUUUAGACGCGCACCUCCUCCUCCUCAUCCUCAGUGACUGUCAUCAUGGAGGAAGAGCAGACCACCGGAGCCGAGUGAAGAGGAGAAAACGCUCAACCCUUCUUUGUUUCUCCUGCUUUGGUUAAUAAUCGAAUAGACGUUGCAGACCUGGUUGCAGAGGUAAAACCCGCAGACUGCACACUGACCGUUCAGCACCGCGGACAGCUCCGGGCCUGAUCCUGCACUGGCCUCCUCCUGACUCCUACAAACACCUCAUCUCAUCUGUUUGCAGGUGACCUGCUCCCAAUCAGCUCUGCAGACACGUGAGGGGCGACAGCAGCCAACAUGAAGCACUUUCUGAGGGUGGUCACCCAGUUCUUCGUGUUCCUCUACUGCAAAUGUCUGUGGCGGGGCCUGAAGUUUGUCGCCAGGAAGUUUACGGGCCGCUGCGAGCUGCAGCGAAUCUGCUACAACAACAAGCAUGGCGCCCGCAGGACCCUCAAGAUAGAAUCAUCCCUGAGGUACUCCAAGAACGAGCUGCUGCAGUCUGCCCUCAGUGUCCAUCCUGACAAAGUGGAGAAAACCAUUGAUGACAUCAUGGCCUUGAAGAAGAUUAACCCUGACACCAACCCACAGUUAGGGAUCUCUCUUCAGGCCAGUCUGCUGCAGAUCGUGGGCUACAGGAACCUGGUGGCGGAGGUGGAGAAGCUGCGCAGGGAACCUUACGACUGUGAAAAUCCUGAGAAUGAGAAGAUGCUAAUGAAGCUUUGGAAGGAGCUGCGUCCUGACACACCUCUCACCAGCCGCAUCUCCAAACAGUGGUGUGAAAUUGGUUUCCAAGGCAGCGAUCCCAAAACUGAUUUCAGAGGCAUGGGCCUGCUGGGCCUGCACAACCUGCUGUACUUUGCAGAACAUGACAAGGCUACUGCUCUGCAGAUGCUCCAUGACUCCCUGCAGCCAAAGCACAAUGAGAUAAACAAGCCUGAAUGGGAACAGAAAAACCUCGACAAGGCUAUUGGCUUCUCUUUUGCCAUUGUGGGCAUCAACAUCACAGACCUGGCCUACUCUCUGCUAGUGAGCGGAGCUCUGAAGACUCACCUGUACAACGUGGCCCCAGAAGUGCCCAGCCUGCUGCACUUUCAGCAGACCUUCUGUUACCUGAUGCAGGAGUUCCAUCGCUUCUGGAUCGAGGAGGAUCCCAGCGACAUCAUGGAGUUUAACCGGGUCCGCUCCAAGUUCCACCGGAGGAUCCUGAGGCAGCUGAAGAACCCAGACAUGGCCCUGUGCCCCCACUUCGCCGCCUCUGACCUCCACCUGGUCAACCUCUAAACACCUGUGACCCCCCCUCCCCCAGCUCCCCCACUGACCCUUCACAAUCAGAAAAAAAACCCUUUGUCCUCACAACUGGGGUGACUCUGCUCCUUUCUCCUGCUCAGCUAAGGUCAUGUCGCGUCACUGCCAAAAGCCCACACAACCACUGCACAAACACACACACACACAUACACACACACACACACAAACACACACUGCCUCUGCGCCCUCACUGCAGCGUCAGACCACCAGCAUCAGAGACGACCAUAGCGAUUGUAGCUGUGCAUGAGGAGGCUGCAACACGCCGUCACACACUCAUCUUUGCUUUAAUGAUUCAUGACGAUUGUACGACAGCCGUUACACCUCAGUUACUGAUUCUCAUACAAAACCAAACUUACUUUCUUUGCCAAAAAUCCCCUCCUAGGUUGCAGCGUAGUGAUCAUCACGUUAAAAUAUUUUGACAAUUAGAUUGAUGGGCUUUUAGAUAUGAGCUUAAAUAUGUUAAAAAAUAAUAUUUUGUAUUCAAAUGGAGAGCUAGAGAUAUAUAACGUGAGUUUUAAUGAGUUGUUGACGCAUGAAAGGAAAUGCUUCUGGCUCAGAUUCAAUCAAAAGUGAUAAAACAACACUGGGCCAGCUCAUUUCUUCACUCUGUCUGUAGUCCGUCUUUAAUAUAGAUUGUAUUCUACUUUUUCGUCAACAUGACAUUUACACCGAAGACUUCUACUUGCCAAAAUAUCGAAUGUGGAAAGCUUAAAAUCACAGGGUGGUUUUUGUUACGUGAGCUUAAAUGUACGUUUUGUAAACCUGCUGAAUCAUGUUCAUAAACGUUUAUCAAGGUGUUGCAUUAGGCAACAAUGUUCCCUAUUUGGAUCUUAAAGGAGCUCUGACUCUAAAUAUUAAAACUCUGACCAGCUUCUCGUGCAUGUUUACACCCAGAGACUCGAUAAGAAUAAUACUUUAUGAACUUUUAAAGGUUUACAAACAUAUUUUGCCUUUGAUUUGUAACCAUUGCAAGGAUUCUUUUAUGAAUGUUUCUCACACGCUCACAUUCAUGAUUGUUUGCUUCUUUUUUAAUCCAUUGAAUGUGACACUGUGUCCACUGUUGUAACAGCCAAAGCAAUAAUUUACAUUCAUGUCACUUCACAUUUCUUUAAAUGUAAUUGUGAGCACCACGCGUGCCUGAGUGUUUGUUUUAACUCAGAGCUGGAACGAUAAUUAAUGUGUACUCGUUAUGUUAAGCAGAGGGAACUGACCACCAUGCUCACUGUAAGAUACGAGUGUAGUUCUCUCCUCAGUAAUGUGUUGGAUGCAGUUGCAGUUCAUCUUACACUUUUCAGAAAAGUAUGAAAAUCUGCUAAGCUGAAACAUGUCACCUGGUUCAGUCAAGCCAAAGUCACAGAGGACAGACUGACGGGUGGUACAGGAAGCAGUGGAGCUAAAGGACGAUAGUCUUAAAACUGGAGUUCAAGGAUCCCACAGAGGGGACGCAGACUUUCUGACUGGAGUCUCAGCUAUUUUACUUUUCUGUCAUCCAAUCAUGUCUACUUUAAACACUAAUAUUCAAAGUAUCAUUGAGCUUAAAUCUUUUACGACUCAAAAAUGAGUUUUGUCCAAAUUAACAUGCAAGAAAAAAGUGCAAGCAAAAUUCUGCGUGCUGUUAAACUGAAAAAAACAUUUCAUUGGCAGGACUUUUUUUUGCAAUUUUUGAUGGACUGAUCCCUCUCCACUGCACCUGUCUCAUGAAAUAGAUGUGCUCAGUAUUUUUGCAGAAAUUUAAAUUACAGUUUGAAUAUAGUCUUCUACAUUUAAGUGUGAAGAAUUCUACGAGAAAUGCAAAAGAAUGCAAAAGAAAAGUCUGACAAACAUGUCAUUUGAUCCAGCAGAAGGAUAUUUUUCAUCCUUUUCUAUGUUGUUAAUUGUCACAUGACCCCUGAAAGACUGGACACUGAGAUCCUCUUCAUAGUCUCCUGAACAUCAGUGUGAUUAUCUUCUCAGCUCUGAGUCCCAUUUUUAAUUAUCACUCAAAUACAAAAACACAAAAAACACAAAUCUGACAUACAUGCACUUCUUCGUAACGUAGUUUACUCCCUGGAUCAUGUGACUGCUGUAUUUUAGAUUCCUGAGCACUCUCAGUGAUGACGUGUGAUGCUAACAGCUCUGACUAUCAUUCUCAUCACCAAACUGAAAAUGUAAGGUAUGAUUUCUCUGCCAUGCUUGCACUGUUGAUUGUGUUUUUGAUAGUAUUAUAUGAACUCUGUUCCAUUAGAAGUGAUGCUUUCCGUCAGUAUUAUGCAGCUGUUUACUUCAGUGAAUGUCAGCGCUGGUUUCAUCUCCUGCUUACGUUUCCUUUCGCUCUGCUUUGGUCAGCUUUGCACUAAUGUAAAGAUGCAACGCAGUUUGUUUUAAGAUAGUAUUUCAGUGAUUUGUGGUUUUAGGAGAAUAAGGGCCAAUGUGUCCAAAGAUACUGUAGAUGAAGUUUAGUACAUGCUGCUGUAUAUUCUGCUUUGAAACUGCCUCUAAGACGACACAAUCUGCAUGAAGAUAUUUUCAUUGUCACUGAUAACGGCAUUCUGUAUUCUGCAGUAAAGCCUCAAGUACUUCUAGAUAUUGUAACUGUGAGCUUCAUUUGUCUGUGCUGUACUUUUUGAGAUCACAAUAAAAAGUCUAUAAGAUAACUGCUGACUAUUACUUUCACUUAGUAUUUCUUAAAAUAAACAUCCACAACUAUG
This is a messenger RNA of Notolabrus celidotus (New Zealand spotty), 4341 nucleotides long. It is a transcript of the gene elmod1, whose product is annotated as ELMO/CED-12 domain containing 1. Bases 647 to 1630 code for a protein of 327 amino acids. The record is from RefSeq and is a predicted model, not a curated record. The transcript is spliced from 11 exons. Gene Ontology annotation, molecular function: GTPase activator activity. Lineage: Eukaryota; Metazoa; Chordata; Actinopteri; Labriformes; Labridae.